Messenger RNA from Quercus robur (English oak), 3083 nucleotides. Its product is annotated as ATP-dependent DNA helicase PIF1-like. The record is from RefSeq and is a predicted model, not a curated record. The transcript is spliced from 2 exons. Gene Ontology annotation, biological process: telomere maintenance; DNA repair. Bases 389 to 1969 code for a protein of 526 amino acids. NCBI's taxonomy places the organism in Eukaryota, Viridiplantae, Streptophyta, Magnoliopsida, Fagales, Fagaceae. Gene Ontology annotation, molecular function: DNA helicase activity.
GAACUGUUUUAUUUUAGGUAACAUCUUAGAAGACGUUUCUCACUUCCUCCUAUGGAGGUUGUUUUGUCUCUGCCAGUGCCAGAUUACAGCAAUUUUGGUUAAGCCCUUGGUACCAACUCAAAGCCAAAGCCACUCAACAACUCUCUUAUCCAUUUACCAUUUGGUAAGACUUCUCUUCAUUAUAUUACAUCUUCUCUUUUGGAAUUUCACUUUGCGCUUAUAUGAAAUAAAAAUCCCAUUUCAGUUCAAAGCUAUGCAAUUUCAUCUUCAUGCUAUAUGCUGCAUUUCAUAGCUAUUAUCCUCUAAGUGAAAAAGAACCUUAAUUUGGCAAAACCUUGAAGACCCAGACAGGGAAUUGCAAGAAAUAAAGAAAAAAAAAAAAUUAGGUAUGGGGUUUAUCACCACUGCAAUAGCUGCAUACAGAUACUUUAGCACCAAUAGUACUGGGAAAAGCACAAAAUUUGCACAAAAUAGGUUUAGGAGUAAAACCAAGACCAAAAACAGUGAACCCAGAAAACCUAGGACCAGAAUCAAGUGGACUGACCAACAAAAACAAAUCAUAUCUGCCAUUUCUGAGGGAAAUUCAGUGUUCAUCACGGGCUCGGCAGGAACUGGUAAAACAUUAUUGGUUAAUCAUAUUAUCAAACUGUUGAAAAAAUGUCAUCACCGAUCUGGGGUCUUUGUCACAGCGCCCACUGGCGUUGCUGCAUGUGCUAUUGGUGGACAAACACUGCACUCGUUUGCAGGCAUUGGGCCUGGAGUGGGGGAUCGCCACACUUUGCUAGAUAGGGUUCUUUCAGAUAAGAAGGCUUACAAUAGGUGGAAAAAAGUUGAGGCAUUGGUUGUUGAUGAGAUUAGCAUGGUUGGUGCAGAGUUGUUUGAGAAUCUUGAAUACAUUGCGAGAGAGAUACGCGGUGAAGAUGAGGUGUGGGGUGGAAUUCAGCUUGUUGUGAGUGGAGAUUUCUUUCAGCUACCACCAAUUUUUUGUAAGUGGAAUGCAUCAGGCAAGGAGUUUGCAUUCGAAGCUGACUGCUGGAAUGCGAGUUUUGAUUUUCAAUAUGAGCUUACUGAGGUUUUUAGGCAAUCAGAUUCGCGAUUUAUCAAGCUGCUUCAGGGUAUAAGGAGAGGGGAAUGUGAACCUCAGGACAUAGAAUUUCUUGAACAAUCUUGCUCGGUGACUGAGUCUGAGUCAGAUCCUUCAGUGGUACAGCUAUAUCCAUUGAAUAAAGAUGUGGAAACAGUAAAUCAGAUGAGGAUGGAUGACUUGGCAAAGGAGGGUACUAUAUAUUUAGCUGUUGAUAGUGGUAACAAUCCUUGGAAGAAUCAACUCAAUCAGGGAAUAGCACCUGAUGAGAUUUUCCUCUGUGAAGGUGCAAGGGUGAUGCUGAUCAAGAAUCUGAGUACUUGGCGUGGACUAGUGAAUGGUGCCACUGGUACAAUUAUAGGAUUUCGUGAGCCAGAGAAUAUGGAUGUGACAGACAUGUGUUAUGACAACCUGCUACCAAUUGUCAGAUUUGAUUCAGGGCUAACCAUGGUGAUUACACCAGCAAAGUGGGUUGUGAUGGAGGGAGAUAAAGUUGUUGCUGAAAGAAAGCAGAUACCCCUCAUACUGUCAUGGGCUCUAAGUAUUCACAAGUGCCAGGGUAUGACUCUUGAUAAACUUCAAACCAAUCUAUCCAGUGCUUUUGGCUAUGGAAUGGUCUAUGUAGCACUUUCACGUGUGAGAAGCUUAGAAGGCCUUAAGUUACAAGGUUUUAGGCCUUCGAAGAUUAAGGCACACCCAAAGGUUUUGCAAUUCUACAAAGUUUUUGUUAGUGAACAAGAUACAGAAGUCAAGAAUGAUGGAGCCAACAAGAUCAGUGAUCGGAGCAGUGAGGUAGCUCAUGUUACAGACACAAGAAGCAAUGGGGCAACAAAAUAUCAUUUUUCUCUUUCUGAAUUCCUGUCUUCACGCCAAAAAAGAAAAUGAAAAUUUCAGAUACUCUGAUAUUUCUCUACUAAUUUUGAGGUUCUUAGUAGGGAAGUUUAGUUGAGUUUACAUGGUGGUAAAUAAUUUUGAAUGCCUGAAGAGUAACCAAUUACAGCUUUUCUGUGGGAUCUUAAAAAUUCCCUUUAGUCUUUACUGAGCCUUAGACUGGGGAAUGCAUCAAUGUUUGUCAAAGAAGAAGGUGAAUUGUGAUUAUUUGUCCUUUGCUUUGGCCCUCAACUACUGAUCUCUCAAUCCAUUUGCUGUAGCGCGUAAGUGGUAGCCUCUAGGGAUUGAAAAGGAAAAAAAAAAAAAAGAUUGAAGCAAUAGCAGAAGUAGGAGCCUGCUGUGUAUUUGGUGUAUAUCUCUAUGGGUUAACAAAGGAGGGACACACAUGCACACCUAUGCACGCAGAUGAAAAAUGGGUCUCUAAUCAUGGAGCAUUUUAUUUUCACUUGACCUGUUAGACUAUUAGUUAAUUGGGAUAUGGAGAAAAUAUCCCAACUUUUUUAUGACAAAUAUGCAGAAGAAAUUUGAAAGAUGCCCAUUCCAAUUACCUAUAGGCCUGAUGAGUUUGUCUGGCUAGGGGGAAUACGUGGUGAAUUUUCAGUAAAGUCAGCACAUAAAUUGAACCUACAGCAUAGACUCUCUCAAGUUUGUGGAAGAAGAUAUGAGCUAUGGAGCUGGAAGUUUCAUUAAAGACUCAAGAUGUUAUAGCAGAGAGUAGCAUCAGAAAUUCGAAGUCCUGCCCCUUGGAGCUGGACUGGCAAUUUUAUCAGAAGUCCUACCCCCUGAAACUAGAUUGCAAAUUUUAUCAGAUGAGAGUUAAAGAUGUGUGUGUGGAUAGGGCAGACAGCAGUGUACAGGAGUUCUCUCCAUUGAUCAUUGAGAGUGAUUUUCAAACGGUAGUAGCUAGUAUUCAUAAUCUUGUUAUGUAGUUGACAAAGGACAUCAAAGAUCUGGUUAGAACCCUCUUAUCGGAUUGUGAUUGUAAUUUGAUUGCUCAUGCCCAUUCUAAAUGGGGCUUUGUAAUAACCCUGGUGGCUCUUUUAUGUCGUAGGUUUUCCCUCAGCGAUUGUUGUGCUUUUUUUGAUGAAUACGAUUGUUGUGCUUUUGA